Molecule: messenger RNA, 3677 nt
Organism: Manduca sexta (tobacco hornworm)
Lineage: Eukaryota; Metazoa; Arthropoda; Insecta; Lepidoptera; Sphingidae
Product: pickpocket protein 28
Exons: 14
Coding region: 1747-3435 (562 amino acids)
Biological process (GO): sodium ion transmembrane transport
Cellular component (GO): membrane
Molecular function (GO): ligand-gated sodium channel activity
Source: RefSeq, a predicted model, not a curated record
UUUACAAGCGAUAAUGAAAAAUUGAACACAGCACGGUAUGUGUUUACGUUAUCCACUUCAAUUAUUACCAAUAAUAGGCACACUCGCCGCGGGCGCGUUGGUCUUCGUUAGCACUGCGUCAACAUAAAUUACUGGCACUAUACAUGAUUACCUUUCUAAAGUAAUAUAAACUACUGUUUGAUUGCUUUUUCUGUAUCACGUGAUAUAAAAUAGACUCCAAACGAACUUAGAAAGGUAACAAUCUAAACUCUAAAUAAAGAGAGGGUUUACCACCGCGACCCUAACGUGACACAAUGUGAUGCAAAUACACAGAUCUCUAAAUAGAUAGUGCAGUGUUUAAGUAACAUUUUAUGUACACAGUAAUUGAAAGUAAAAUUAUUUUAUUUUACAAAAUAUAAGCACACAACAAAUAUCCACCCGUGUCAUUAAAUAUAUCAAAAAAUGUGUAGUGAAUAAUUAUGUAAUAUCGUAAUAAUGUUAUCGAAAUUAAAAAAAAAACAUUUCUUUAUGCAGUGUCCAGAUUUCAAUACAAAAUCGCGAAAACGUUCACUAAUACACCAGAACGAGCUUCAACGAAUAAGUAUCCAAAGUAUUGACAACAUUUUUGUACAUUUUAUUUAAAAUUUGUUUAAUACUUUAAUAAACAAUUUGUACUUUUUAUUGAAAUUCAUGAACGUUAAUUAUUAAACGUUGCUCGAAGUUCAACCUGGGAAAGUCACGGUUGGAUUAGAAGUUUGCGUGAAUGCCAAUAUUUUGAACUGACCCUAGUUACAUUAAUAAUAUUAGUGCAUUUCGCAAUGGGUUUCAUUUUCUAUUUAAAAAUAGUUUUUGUAGAAUUUUGCCGUCUCUAGACCUCUUAACAAUAGUUCUCAAAGGGAAUUUUAUCGCAUUGUUAAUUAAAAAAUACAAGGCGCCUAUAAAGCACCUGUGAUAAAUAAAAAUAUAAUAUUAAGGAAAGAAAGACGUUUUUAAGAAUUAUAUUCCGAUCAGCGUUACUUGCUGACUACGCAAAGGAACUCAUCACAUCCAGCCGCUAUAACGCGUACAUUAACAUAAUAUACAAUAAAACUGUCUAAUCGAGAACGAAAUAUUUAAGGUAAGCUCGCGCAACCUUAUUAAAACACUUCUCAACAAAAUAAAUAGACAACCUUUAAAAUAUAUUAUCGCUUACGAGUAUUUCUCUACGUAAAUUCACGCAACGAAAUAGCUUUUAUAGUUGUUACGAAAUUUUAUGUGCCUACUGUCUUUUUUUUAUUUGUCUUAAUAUACUCGGUCUAUUAAAUAAGAUAUAGAAUGAAUUUAUAAAGACAAACAAAUAAAGACAUAUAAGACGAAAAAAAAGUUAUCGUAUUUUGUAAAAACCAUUUCGUUACAACAAAAUGUUAUCAUGAGUACCAGUUUCAUCAAGUACCGAGUAAUUUGAAAUAUUAUCAAUUAACGUAUUUACAGCGGGAAAUUGAUGGUUUGAAACCAUCCAUCGUGUAAAACGUAAUUACAUGAUAAGAAGGACCAACGAAUAACUAGAAAACAUAUAAUCUAGCCAACGAUACCACGAGGCGGGGCCCGGCCGAUCUAUUAACCGAUAUAGACCAUUAAACGAUUACACCCAACCACUACAAAUAUUAGUCAUGUGAAAUUACAUUACCAGUGCCAUAUUGGGCGAUGCAACGUAAAUCACUCCUUUGAUUCGCACCGGAUAUUUCUAGAAAAAAUACACUUCAAUGCCUCGAUUAUAAUUCUAAUUUGAUGCAAAUGAUGGUGUACCCUCAGAAGGAAUUUGGAGUACGGCCUCGGAAAUCAAUCAGUACUUUUAGAAAGCAAAACUAUUGGACAACUCAAAACAAUCAAGAAGUGUGGUACUCUAGGGAUACAAAACAUCCUAUAAGGAGCAGAAGUGAGGAAAAACCACCUAAAACGGAAACACCGAGUACGCGAGAUUACGAAACGCCACAUUUUUCUGAUGAUUUGAGACAUUAUUUACUAACGUCCACUCUACACGGUCUUCGGUAUAUUGGAGAAAAACGUCUCACUUGGUUCGAAAGAUUCUUCUGGCUGGUCGCUUUUGGAUGCUCGCUCGUGUGCGCUGGUUUUUUCAUAUUAAACGUGUAUGCUAAAUGGCGAAUGACCCCAAUGAUUGUGACCAUCAACCCAGAGAACAUGCCAUUGAAAGGGCUACCAUUUCCUGCAAUUACUAUAUGCAAUGUAAAUCAAGCAAAGAAAUCUGUCGCUGAACGAUAUCGAGACUAUGGGGAUUCGGUAGACAAGAAAUUACUGCAGAGUCUGUGCACGACUCAAGGAGACACAGAAAUAUUUGAAGAUGACAUUGCAGAGAGUGCGAACUGGGAUCACACGCGCUCUUUUCUUAUUAAUGUCACACAACCUUGUAACGAAAUGUUGUCACAUUGCCGCUGGAAUUCAGAAGCUAUGAAUUGUCAAGACUUAUUCAACGCACAGCUGACUGAUGAGGGGCUCUGCUGCACUUUCAACGUGGUCCAUAGGAACAAAAUGUUCCGUAAUCCGAAAGCCCUAAAUGACAUGAACAUAACAUUUCCGUCGCCAGCGGUGGACUGGACGCCGGAAGAUGGUUAUCCAUCAGAUGCACCGCCAGAUGGAUUUCCAUGGAGGCCAAAAGGAAUAGGCACUCAACACGGCUUGUCGCUAAUUUUAGACGCAAAUAUUCCAGAGUAUUAUUGUGCUUCAACAAAAAGUGUUGGAUUUAAGAUCUUGCUUCACAAUCCUACAGAAACACCGAAAAUAAGGAACGUAGGUGAAAUUUACGGGCCUGGUAUAGAAGCACGGGUAGCCAUACGGCCAAGGAUAUUGGACGCUGUUCCAUCUCUCCGAUCCAUAGAUGUUACGAAACGAUUGUGUUUAUUUUCUAGUGAGAAGGAACUGGGUUUCUUCAGAACAUACACAUUGAAAAACUGCGAAAUGGAGUGUGAAGCACGCGCCAUGUUGGAUAUAUGCGAUUGUGUGCUCUAUUAUAUGCCUAAAAAUAAAACAACGCGAGUAUGCGGUAAAGCCGAUGCCAAGUGCUAUUCAAAUACAACGAUACUCAUACCGCAAGGUCGAGAAACAGCGUGCGAAGAAUGCCUGCCAGCAUGCACCGAGAUAGCCUACUUCGAAAGACAGAGCUCGGCCCCGCUGAAAAGGUUCCUCGUGGAGCAGCUAGCGCGCAGCAUAGGCAACAUAAGCACCGAAUAUUUCACAGAGAAUAUGCUCGUGAUACACUUUUAUUUCGAAGACAACACGUUUGUGAGAUUUACUAAAGGCGAGAUAUUUGGACUGACGGAGUUUUUGUCUAAUACAGGUGGCCUUCUCGGUCUCUGCAUGGGCUUCAGCGUAAUGAGCGCUGUAGAACUUCUUUACUACCUGACGCUGCGAGCUCUAUGCCUGGCGCGGCAGCGACGACCGCAACAUCCGUUUACUAAAUAGAUAUCAUGAAGUAAAUGAUUAAUUGGAACCCUAAAGUCUAAAUUAAUUAGGCAUAAAAAUUACAUGGAUCUAUCACAACUAUUUUGGUGCCUCGACAAUAAUUACUACUUUCUCUAUAUUUAUAAUAGGAAUGUGCGCAAAUUAUAUGAAACAAUAAUGAUAUAGAUAAAUAUAUAUUAUCGCUAUUUUCACGACUAAGUUAUACAAUUAUAUGUUUUAAAUAACAUACACAUGUCACAUGC